Pyrgilauda ruficollis (rufous-necked snowfinch) is the source of this 3766-nucleotide messenger RNA. It is a transcript of the gene ACBD5, whose product is annotated as acyl-CoA binding domain containing 5. Gene Ontology annotation, molecular function: fatty-acyl-CoA binding. NCBI's taxonomy places the organism in Eukaryota, Metazoa, Chordata, Aves, Passeriformes, Passeridae. Gene Ontology annotation, biological process: autophagy of peroxisome; fatty acid metabolic process. Gene Ontology annotation, cellular component: peroxisome. The record is from RefSeq and is a predicted model, not a curated record. The transcript is spliced from 12 exons. The coding region runs from base 323 to 1801 and encodes 492 amino acids.
AGCCGCUGUGGGAGACGUAACAUGGGCGCCUGAGGCCGGGGCGGAGGUCGGGGUGGGCUGAGCGCGGGGCCGGGCGGGGUUGCGGGGCGAGGCCGGUCCGAGGUGCUGGGCGGGCUGUCCCGGCCCCGCCGGAGGGGAGGGCGCGGAGGCGGGGGCCGAGGCCGGGAACGGGGCUGGGGCUGGGGCUGGGGCUGGGUACGGCCCGGCUCCUCCCGGCACUGCUCCCGUGCAGGCGGCUGCGGCUGGGGCGCCGAGCUGAGCCGAGCCUGCCCCGCCGGACGUGGCCCGGCAGCCGAGCAGGAGGCGGUGAGGGGCCGGGGCCAUGGCCGAGACCGGCUCUCUGCACGCCACCAGGUUCGAGGCGGCCGUGAAGGUGAUCCAGAGCCUGCCCAAAAAUGGUUCAUUCCAGCCAACGAAUGAGAUGAUGCUCAAGUUCUAUAGCUUUUAUAAGCAAGCAACCCAAGGACCCUGUAACAUUCCUCGACCUGGAUUUUGGGAUCCAAUUGGUAGAUACAAAUGGGAUGCUUGGAGUGCCUUGGGAAACAUGUCCAAAGAAGAAGCCAUGAUAGCCUAUGUUGAUGAAAUGAAAAAGAUUCUUGAGAGCAUGCCAAUGACGGACAAAGUUGAAGAGUUACUACAAGUAAUAGGCCCGUUCUAUGAAAUAGUAGAAGAUAAAAAGAACAGAGGAUCUGACCUAACAUCAGACCUUAGUAAUGUUAUGAAUUCCACUCCAAAUAUAAAAGCUGUAAAUGGAAAAGCUGAAAGCAGUGAUAGUGGAGCAGAAUCAGAAGAAGAAGGGCUUCGUGAAGAGGAAGAAAAAGAAGUGCAGGUAAAUGGAAAAGAUUAUAAGAAUGUGAAAUCCGAAUCAGCAGCUGCUAAGGAUUUGGAAGGUAUUGUUAGUAAUGGCUGUUACAAGGACAGCUUUAUCCCAGAUAUGCAGAAUGGCAUCCAGACCAAAUCUGCCUUGAAUGGCUUGAACCCAGAGGAAGAAACAAAUAAAACGGAGCCAAGCCUGGAAAUAGCUCAGAAUGCUGCUCACCAAGGUGCAAGUGAAGAGAAUACUGAAGAGAUCUCAGCAGCUCAGCACUUAACCAGUGAUUCAGACAGUGAAGUUUAUUGUGACUCUAUGGAGCAGCUUGGACUAGAAGAGCCCUUGGAGAUCAUCACAUCAGCUAAAGGAUCUUUAAAGCAUUCAUCCCAUUUCUUGGAUGUAGAUCACAGUCCUCUGUUAGAAAAUACGGAUUUUCCAAGGCGCACUUGCAUGACUUAUGGGAAUCUCCAUCCUGGAAACACUGAAGAGGGAGUAGCUGAAGAACAAGGUGAAGUCAAAUGUGGAGGAGAAGAUGGCAAAGCCAGUAAUGGAGGUCCUCACAAGGAGAAAAAAGGUGGAGAAAAAGCCGAUUUCUACAGUGUCAGAAGAGGGAGAGGGCAUAGACUGCAGCCUUUAGGAGACGGGUCCCAGGGUGGCCAGAUGGGCAGUGGAGGGGACGGCGAGCGCUGGGGCUCCGACAGAGGCCCCCAGGGAAGCCUCAAUGAGCAGAUUGCAGUGGUGCUGAUGCGGCUGCAGGAGGACAUGCAGAAUGUCCUGCAGAGGCUGCAUAUGCUGGAGGCUGUUGCAGCAUCACAGGCAAAAUCUGCAACACUACAGUCAAAUUACCAGCCCACCUCCUCUGUCAAGAAACCAUCAUGGUGGCCCUUUGAAAUUUCUCCUGGUAUUCUAGCUUUUGCUGUUGUUUGGCCAUUUAUUGCCCAGUGGUUGGUACAUGUGUAUCACCAAAGAAAGCGAAGAAAACUGAACUGAGAAUUCAUGACUAUAUUUAAGGACUUCUAGGAGAAGAUGGCCCUGGAAAGCAAAGGAAGUCUGAAUUCUCGUAGAAUCUCAGAAUUUGGGAUGAUCUUCCUUAUGUUACAGUAAUAUUUUGUACUACCUUCGAGCUAAAUGUUUAAGGACUAAUAUUAUUGAAACUUGAAUGAUUCACAGCUCCUAGGUAACAAAUAAAUUGAAUAAUUCCAUCCUCAACACCAUAUGAACAAUAAUUAUUUUGGAAUGUGCUUGUGGAUGGGUCGUCAGUAAUUACUGGCACUGCUGAUGUCAGCUGAUGAAGAGAAUAACAUCUCUGUAAAAGAACACAUGAAAAAUAUGUAAAACUGUCACUUUAAUAUUGAAAUAAUUUUACAAUCUCAAGAUCCCUGCCUGUUUUUCCACAGCAUUACAUAUUGCCAGGUGAAAGCUCUAAAAAAGUAUAAAUUCAGUACAUUGUAAGCUGUUGGAAAAAUACAAUAUAGUGCUGAGGAAUUCAACUUGUUAUUCUUGCUGCUAAACUAGUGUGGGGCAAUUUCCAUAUAAAUUAGUCAGAAAUGAAGUUGAAUCCUUCACUUAUCCUGUAAAAUUGUAAAGAAGAUUUGGGUAUUUGUAUAUAUCCUGAAAGUUAGAGCCAUUAAUAACGGGGGGACUGUCAAAUACAAGUUUGGAAACAGCAUGUGGUACAAGGGAUCCAUGUAAAGAGGCUGCACCUUAUCUUUUUAACUUUCAUAACUGUAUUCUUGUUGACAACAGCUUAUUUUAACUGAAAUGCAUAGUUUAGGCACAAGGUGCAUUAAAAUGAGAUGAAAACUAGCUCAGUAGGUCUAGCUUUAAGCUUUUAAAAAGCUCAGUGCACUGUAAGUUUUCUGUUGGCAGUUAAAGUAAGAUUUAAUGUAUUGUGGAUUUUCCCCAAGUCACAUCAUGAAACAUAUCAGUUCUGGUAUGUCUUUCUUAUCCUUCUACUUCCUCUCAGAAAAAAAAACAAAAAACAACCUUUUCAGCUAAUUUUGGAGCUGAUAUUUUUCUUUUCCCCACAGAAUAUUUAUUAAUCCAUAUACAGAUAGAGGUAGAACUUGUGAAGUUUGCUUGACAAAAGCAUACUUUACACUUAAUUUUUAAAUAAAUUAAUAUAUAAGUUGUCUAAAUCUCUGGAAAACGCAAAUGCACUAAAAUUAGAUUUGACAGAAAACUUACAGUUUGCUAUGAAGAAUUAUAUCACAACAUAAUCCAUGGUUAAGCUCUGAAUCUUCAAAAAUUUCACCAUUAUUGAUGUGCGUUCAUUUUCCACCAGGACUACAUCCUACAAAUAAUUUUUAAGGAAAGUUUUUUUGGUCCUUCCUGAAAAUAUUUUAUAGUUUGGAAAACAUUUUUCAUAUAAGCUAUACUGUAUAAAAAUGUAAUCACAGAAUUUAAUGUUGGUUUUACCAGAGAAAUUUUAAUCUUGUUUUUUAGUUAUGUGAAAAUUUUUUUUAGUUAUUUUCCCCUUCUUCUGAUUUUCUUACUGUAAAGCUGAAUUAAAAAAUAAAAUAGCUGUAACCUCUUUGAAGACUGCUGUAACAAGCAGAUUGUUUCAUGUGCCAGAGAUGAGUUUUGGCAUGAGAUGUACUGAAAACUCAGGUUUGAACAAAGCUUAUCCUGAAGUUCUGCUGGGACCUGAAGCCAUUGUGCCUGAGCUUCAAAUCCCUAAAGUGACUGAUUUCUUAUUAUAAGGGAUAGAAAUCAUACAGGAGGGACACUUGAGCUUGAAGGUCACAUGAAACCCCAGCCUCCUGAAGCAGCAUGUCUUCUGCAAGGACAAACCACCCUGGAGUGCCUCCCAGCUCGUGUCACCUGUAGGGGUUGAGCUCUUAGAGAUGGGACAGACAUUCCCAAAGGUACUUAAUUAUUAACCUCUCCCUGAAAUAAAUGUAGGCUUGUAAUAUCCUUGUUAUUUAUUCAUAUUUCAAUAAAUCAAUCCCUUAA